Eubalaena glacialis (North Atlantic right whale) is the source of this 1491-nucleotide messenger RNA. It is a transcript of the gene SPEF1, whose product is annotated as sperm flagellar 1. The record is from RefSeq and is a predicted model, not a curated record. Gene Ontology annotation, biological process: regulation of cytoskeleton organization. Gene Ontology annotation, molecular function: microtubule binding. Bases 192 to 902 code for a protein of 236 amino acids. NCBI's taxonomy places the organism in Eukaryota, Metazoa, Chordata, Mammalia, Artiodactyla, Balaenidae. The transcript is spliced from 7 exons. Gene Ontology annotation, cellular component: axoneme.
CGAGUCGAGUAUGGUUGCCAUGGUUUCAGAAAACAAUAUGGCCGCUCCCAGCUGGGAAGUGAGUCUUUGGGUUAGAGAGGCAGAGGAGGAUCUGCGCUGCGGCAGUGGCGAUAGAGGAAGCUCUUGAGGGGUCGUGAGGUUGGGCCUGGACGCUGCACAGCUGGAACGGCCUGACCUUUCUGAGGGCGCCAAUGGCGGGCAGCGUGGACGAGGAAGCGCUGCACCAACUGUACCUGUGGGUAGACAACAUCCCUCUGUCCCGGCCCAAGCGAAAUCUCUCCCGGGACUUCAGUGACGGAGUCCUGGUCGCAGAAGUCAUCAAGUUUUACUUCCCCAAGAUGGUGGAGAUGCACAAUUAUGUUCCUGCUAACUCUCUCCAGCAGAAGCUGAGCAACUGGGGUCACCUGAACAGGAAGGUGCUGAACAAGUUGAGCUUCUCUGUACCGGAUGACGUGAUGCGCAAGAUCGCACAGUGUGCCCCAGGCGUGGUGGAGCUGGUGCUCAUUCCACUGAGGCAGUGCCUGGAGGAGCAGCAGAGGCGCAGGAAGCAGGGCUCCAGCUCCUUACAGGAGCUGGCUCCCCAGGAUGGCACUGACUACAUGGAUGUGGGUUUGUCCCAGAAGGCCCGAGGGGAAGGUGCUCCAGACCCCCAGGGAGGGGGGCAGCUCAGGGUGGGCCGGCUGCCUGUGCCCCGGCCUCUGGGGUAUAGCCAGGCGCUGCAGGGCGACCGAAGCUUCGUCCUCCAGAUUGCUGAAAAGGAGCAGGAGCUGUUGGCCUCGCAGGAGACUGUGCAGGUCCUGCAGAUGAAGGUGAGACGCUUGGAGCACCUGCUCCAGCUCAAGAACGUGCGCAUCGAAGACCUCUCCCGGCGGCUCCAGCAGGCGGAGCGUAAGCAGCGGUGAGCCAGCUGCUCCAAUGAGCCUCCUGGGACAAGAGCGCCUCCCCUCUCUUGGGGUGUGAGUGAGCAUGGGGGGCGGUGGGACAGGAACCCUCCAAGCUGAGCCCCGUGACUGAGCCACCUCCUUCCACUCCAUCCGGGUCAGGAGAAUGGACUGCUUUCCAGAACCUAGAAGCCACAUGCAGAGACCUGGCAUGCACCCCAAAGCAGUGCCUGACACCAGAGGGGGUUCUGCCUUGGUGCUCCCUGUGCUGGGCCUUGGGGGGGUGGUCCCCCAGCUCGGUCCGCACCUCUAGAACCUGCUCCCUGCCCAGCUCUGAUGACAGCAGCGUCUCCAUCCAGGCUAGUCCUCUGUACCCUGGGCCAAAGGGGAAGCUGCCCUAGACAGCUGAGGGGCUUCCUUGCCCCUCCUGGGCACUCACCUGGGACCCAACUGGAGGCUGGAAAGUGCAACAGCUGAAGAGAAAGGGGUGAGUGAGCUCAGCCAGGAGUGGGGAAGACAUGGGCUGUGCCUGUUCCAAUUGCCCUCCCCUCACACGGGGUAUGUUAAGAAUGUCUGGGUUGCCCCCAUUAAAGGUAUGCUCUCCUUCCUG